ACCUGUCUUUAGCGGGUGACUAGCCGGGGCGUGCUGUGAUGUAAAAUGAGGGGUUGCGAGGCCGGACUGAGCUGGACCAAUGAGGAAAGGCAAGGGGCUGGUUUGCCUGUUCUCACGCCCCACCCCCAGACCCUGCUGGAGGAAAGUUUCCCUUGUAAGAAGGAGAGGAGCGAACAUGGCAGCGCGUUGGUGGUUUUGGUGUGUUUCUGCGACUAUGGCGGCGGCGCUGCUGCUCGUCUACGAGGUUCCCUCGGCCUCUGCCCAAAGAAAGAAGGAGAUGGUGUUAUCUGAAAAGGUUAGUCAACUGAUGGAAUGGACCAAUAAAAGACCUGUAAUAAGAAUGAAUGGAGACAAGUUUCGUCGCCUUGUUAAAGCUCCACCAAGAAAUUACUCCGUUAUUGUCAUGUUCACUGCUCUACAACUUCACAGACAGUGUGUCGUUUGCAAGCAAGCUGAUGAAGAAUUCCAGAUCCUAGCAAACUCCUGGCGAUACUCCAGUGCAUUUACCAACAGGAUUUUUUUUGCCAUGGUGGAUUUUGAUGAAGGCUCUGAUGUAUUUCAGAUGCUAAACAUGAAUUCAGCUCCGACUUUCAUCAACUUUCCUGCAAAAGGGAAACCCAAACGAGGUGAUACAUAUGAGUUGCAGGUGCGGGGUUUUUCAGCUGAGCAGAUUGCCCGGUGGAUCGCAGACAGAACUGAUGUCAAUAUUAGAGUAAUUAGACCUCCAAAUUAUGCUGGUCCCCUUAUGUUGGGAUUGCUUUUGGCUGUUAUUGGUGGACUUGUGUAUCUUCGAAGAAGCAAUAUGGAAUUUCUCUUCAAUAAAACUGGAUGGGCUUUUGCAGCUUUGUGUUUUGUGCUUGCUAUGACAUCUGGUCAGAUGUGGAAUCAUAUAAGAGGACCACCAUAUGCUCAUAAGAAUCCCCACACAGGACAUGUGAAUUAUAUCCAUGGAAGCAGCCAAGCCCAGUUUGUAGCUGAAACACACAUUGUUCUUCUGUUUAAUGGCGGAGUUACCUUAGGGAUGGUACUUUUAUGUGAAGCUGCUACCUCUGACAUGGAUAUUGGAAAACGAAAGAUAAUGUGUGUGGCUGGUAUUGGGCUUGUGGUAUUAUUCUUCAGUUGGAUGCUCUCUAUAUUCAGAUCUAAAUAUCAUGGAUAUCCAUACAGCUUUCUGAUGAGUUAAAAAGGAUCCCAGAGAUAUGUAGACACUGGAGUAGUGGAAAUUGAAAAAUGAAAAAUGUGCGUGUGUUUGAAAAGAAGAAUGCAACUUGUGUAUUUUAUAUUACCUCUUUUUUUCAAGUGGUUUAAAUAGUUAAUCAUUUAACCAAAGAAGAUGUCUAGUGCCUUAACAAGCAAUUUCCUAUCAAAAUCAUGAAGUAUUUGGGAAUUAUUCUUUUUAACUUUCUCUUUCUGAUGAACGUUAUGGAACAUUUAAUUUAGUAGAAAUAAGUACAUUAUAAAAAUUUUAAAACUACUACUUUGUUUUAAUUAGAACAAAUCUCAAAACUGCUUUAGUUAACUUUUGGUCAUCUGAUUUUAUAUUGUCUUAUCCAAAGAUGGGAAAAGAAAGUCCUGACCAGGUGUUCCCAUAUAAGCUUAUUAUAGAUAACUGCAUCAGGAAUCCAUUCUUAGCUUUUCCAUCUUUGCAUGGAUGUGUAUGCUUUACACAUCUUUCAUUUUGGAUAGAGAAAUUAUAUGUGCCAUGUGGUCUUCUGAAAACAGAACACCAUUCUUCAGAGUACACAUUUAGCUUUUUAAAAAAGUCCUCCUCCCCUCUGCAUUUUUCCUACUGAAAUACAGUGCUAUCUAUGCUUCUUGAUAGCUGCAGACAUUAAAAAGUAUUCCUAAAUACAUGAUUAUGAUUUCUGCAUGAGUGUGGUGGUAACUACUUUGUAUCUGAAAAGAUUUCAGAUUCAUUUCCUCUCCUUAGUUUUAUUUAAGGUAGCCCUUCUCUAAUAAAAAAUACAGCUUAGUGCUAAAAUCAAUGUAACAUAUAAAUGAUCUAAAAUGUAUCUGCAAAUUAGAGAGUGUCACUUAUUUCAUUUGUACCUAAAAGAAAAAUAGGCUCAGUUGUGUUUAGGAAAAGGACUCCCAUAGAGUGGGAAAAGAAAAUCAUGAAAUAUUAAGUUGUUGCAUGUAUAUAGAAAUUAAGUGUUUCUUGAAAGGUGUUCUGUUUUUGCUAUUAUUUUAGCCUUUAUUCUCUUCCUUCAAGUGAGGAAACAAAGUAAAAAUUUGAAGUUUUGUUUGAAUUUUGUCUUUUUUUUUCUGUCAGUGGAAGUAACCAUAUGUCUUAACCAAAUUUCUGUGAAGAAUAUUUUCAUGGUUAUCAUUAUGUCUAACUAUAACCUUCCCCAUAGCUAUGAAGAGUAACCUAAAAUGCCACUAUUAUGGAAGUAUGAGAAUUGUAAUUCUGAAAAUAUAAUUUUAAAGAAAUCUUAGAAGUAUUACACUAAAAAGAAACUGUGACUGCCUCCUGCUACUUACCAACUAAUAAUCUCCCAUGUGGUAUAGCUAUCUUAUAUAAUAGAGGUUUACAGAAGGAGAUGGAUAUAAUUGCCUCAGAAUAAAUGUUUUAUGUCGGUUUUUGUUUUUAUCUUUUGUUAGUAGAUGUGGUGGGUGGGGGAAUAUAGUUGGCCUUUUACUCUUUAAUGGACUCACAUUUUGGUAAUUACUCCCCUGUAAAUUAUGUGAUUCAAGAUUCUUUAUCUGCUGUUCUGUACUUAUCUCAGGCCAAAUAAAUUUAUGCUGUGAUUCUUAUGAGACUUAUAUGAAGAUGCCCUGUUUUGUACAAACAUUGACCAGGGGACUACUACCGCUAUGUAGUCUGUACAGCUCCAGAUAGUUUGCCAUGAGCAUUGAUAAAAUGACAGUUUCUUGUGUUUGUUUUGUCUCCCUUUAAGAGCAUAUUCUUCUUCUAUAAGGAGAAAGAUUCUGGAUAAAGUAUGUUGAAAGCAGAUUUAUUACACUUACAUAGUGUUACUUUUGUGGAAAUUUUGAAAUUAGCUUUCAUCUAAAGUGCCUUAAGUAGACUCUUAAUUUACUUUUUCUAUGAUAGCAAUGGUUUAAAUAUCAUUUGUUAUGCCUUUUUUAAGAUACUGUUCAAAAUGACAGAUUAUAGUGGCAAAGAUAACCAAAUGUCUGGCUGUUUGCUUUGUGACCAUAUCAAUAAACUUUUACAAUCUAAA
This is a messenger RNA of Microcebus murinus (gray mouse lemur), 3185 nucleotides long. It is a transcript of the gene MAGT1, whose product is annotated as magnesium transporter 1. The record is from RefSeq and is a predicted model, not a curated record. NCBI's taxonomy places the organism in Eukaryota, Metazoa, Chordata, Mammalia, Primates, Cheirogaleidae. Gene Ontology annotation, cellular component: oligosaccharyltransferase complex.